Macrosiphum euphorbiae (potato aphid) is the source of this 291-nucleotide messenger RNA. The record is from the annotation of a GenBank genome assembly. Lineage: Eukaryota; Metazoa; Arthropoda; Insecta; Hemiptera; Aphididae.
AUGCCGGUCGACCGCCGGCACGGGACGUUGAUGAGACAAGACUCGGUCCGUCGUUAUAUUGAGCACGAAAAACGAGGGACAAGACGAAAACGGAGCGGAGAGCUGCGGUAUUUGCACGCCGAGAGUCAGAAAGAAUUUCGGUUUCGGCAAUUGUCAAGCGGAAGUCGAUUUGGCAAAAUUAUCGUCACCCUCGGCGACGGGGAUUCGAGUAAAAACGAAAAAAAUGCGAAUACGUUCAGAAGAGCAAAAAUAAAUAAACAGUCAAGACCGACUACGAAAACACAACAAUAA